UGGAGUUAAUUCAGAAAUGGUUGCAGUUGCGGCAAAAAGGAAAAGGAGGGAGCACUAUAUGCGAGCUGCACAUGUUGCAGUGAUGUACGGUGAGAAGUUCUUAACAAAAAGAAAUAGGAGAACUCCCAUCAUGACCGGUCAACAAUGGGUUACUGAAAAUUUGAGUACAAACAAAGAUUGCUAUGCCAUGUUUAGGAUGUACAGACCGUGUUUUGAUAGAUUGCAUGAGACUCUUGUGCAAAAUUAUGGUUUGAUGUCAACAAGGAACAUGAGCUCAGAGGAGUGCUUGGAUAUGUUCUUGUGGACAGUUGGUGGUCCUCAAUCCGUUAGCCAAGUGGAGAAUCGAUUCAAGCGGUCAACCGAGGUAAUACACAGGAAAUUCAAUCAUGUGCUAGAGUGCUUGAAUAAGAUGGCUGUAGAUACUAUUAAGCCAAAAGAUCCGGACUUCAGAGGCGUGCAUGAAAGACUUCGGGAUUCUAGAUUUUCACCUCACUUUGAUGAUUGCAUUGGUGCAAUUGAUGGGUCUCAUAUCCCUGUGGUUGUUCCAGCUGAUGAGAUAGUGAACCAUGUUGGUCGGCAUGGGUAUCCAACACAGAAUAUCAUGGCAGUGUGCGACUUUGAUAUGAGAUUCACCUCUGUAGUUGCGGGAUGGCCUGGGUUGGCACAUGACACAAGGAUAUUUAAGGAUACUUUGGUGAAGUAUGCAGCUAAGUUUCCACACCCGCCGAAAGGUAGGUACUAUCUUGUUGAUUCAGGUUAUCCAAAUUGUGAGGGGUAUCUAGCUCCAUACAAGUCGACAAAAUACCAUGUGCCAGAAUUUAUCCAUGGUGACCCCCCCAAUGGUAAAAAAGAAAUCUUUAACCAUGCCCAUUCGUCGCUACGCAAUGUCAUUGAGCGUGCAUUUGGUGUGUUAAAGAUGAAGUGGCGUAUUUUAUUACACAUGCCAUCUUACCCCUGUGACAAGCAAGCUUUGAUCAUUGUUGCUUGUAUGGCACUUCAUAAUUUUAUCAGGGAUAGCCACUUGAGAGAUAAAGAGUUUGAUAGAUGUGACCGUGAUGAGUACUACAUGCCAGGGGAUGUACUACCUCCACCUACUGGUCGGGUAUCUAACAUUGUGCAUGGUGAUGAUGCUCUCAUGAAAGUAACCAGGGAGAGAAUAGCUGAUGGAUUAUUGGCAGCUAGAGAUGAAGUUUAGUUUUACGCACUACUUUCGGGUUAUGGUUGAUGUACGUUUUGGAUGAUGGUUGGUAAUUGA
This is a messenger RNA of Lolium perenne, 1255 nucleotides long. Its product is annotated as protein ALP1-like. Lineage: Eukaryota; Viridiplantae; Streptophyta; Magnoliopsida; Poales; Poaceae. The record is from RefSeq and is a predicted model, not a curated record.